Molecule: messenger RNA, 5133 nt
Organism: Amblyraja radiata (thorny skate)
Lineage: Eukaryota; Metazoa; Chordata; Chondrichthyes; Rajiformes; Rajidae
Gene: sema4c
Product: sema domain, immunoglobulin domain (Ig), transmembrane domain (TM) and short cytoplasmic domain, (semaphorin) 4C
Exons: 16
Coding region: 479-3001 (840 amino acids)
Biological process (GO): semaphorin-plexin signaling pathway; axon guidance; negative chemotaxis
Cellular component (GO): plasma membrane; synaptic vesicle membrane
Molecular function (GO): semaphorin receptor binding; chemorepellent activity
Source: RefSeq, a predicted model, not a curated record
GCAAUCUCUGGGCUGGAUUAGAGGCUGCGCAGGGAAUGGAACAAGUUGCUCUAAGGAGAGCGAGUGUUGGAAGAAAAGCUUCUUAUCUGCCGUGACCCCCGAACAGCGGCCGGUCUGCUCUGCCCAUUACCCCCUUUUAGUGAGAGAGUGAGAGAGUGAGGGGGGGGGGGGAAGAAACUAAAAGACUGGAGACUAUUUGGAUGCAGCUCCGACCAUCUGGUCAAUUUCAACGCGAAGCUGACACGCUCCAAUAUAUCAUUUCCUUUCUCUCCUCCCUCUCGCUAUUUUGCAGCCGGGCUUCCCUCUGAACAUCUGUGCAAGGAAGUUUGACAAUAAGGAGAGAGAUUGGAGCCGGACUCGGACGAGGCCACGAUCCCGAGCCUGUUGAGUGCAGCCGAGGGCCCUUGGCAUUCGCCUCCCACCUGUCGCCGAACCCAGGAGGGUCGCGGGCGCCGCUGGAGUCUCGGGAUCGGGAGAGAUGGCGGGCGCUGCCGCCGGUUGUUCCCUGCUCUGCCACGCGGUGAUCGCGCUGCUGCUUCAGUUUGGCCGGGCCAGCGACUGGAACACGCUGCCACGCAAGACCGUGACACACGAUGUGCUGAGGGAAGCGAGGCGUUUCUCAAAGCCCCGGGUCUUCAACUACACCAGCCUGCACUUGGACGAGGAUGCAGAGGUGCUGUAUGUCGGGGCUCGAGAGGCCAUCUUCGCUCUCUGGAUGGAGGAUGUCACGGUGGAGGUGAAAGAAGCGAUUGUAUGGAGCGCCCCGACGGAGAAAAAAAAGGAUUGUGUCCAGAAGGGGAAGAACAACCAGACUGAUUGCUUCAAUUACAUCCGCUUCCUGCAGAGCUUCAACAGCACUCACCUGUACACCUGUGGCACCUACGCCUUCCAGCCCAGAUGCACGUAUAUCGACGUGCAGAAUUUUACUUUGGACAUGGCAGCCAUGGAUGGCGGGAAGGGAAAGUGUCCCUAUGACCCUGCCAAAGGUCACACCGGCCUGAUUGUGGAUGGUGAGUUGUACUCCGCAACGCUGAACGACUUUCUUGGCACCGAGCCGGUCAUUCUGCGCAACCUGGGGCUGCGCUACUCAAUGAAGACCGAAUAUCGCGCCACCUGGCUGAAUGAACCAAACUUUGUUGGUUCCGCUUACAUCCAGGAAAGUGCGAACAUCGAGGUGGGGGACGAUGACAAAAUCUAUUUCUUCUUCAGCGAGCGAGCAGUGGAGUACGACUGCUACAGGGACCAAGUGGUGGCUCGAGUUGCUCGCAUCUGUAAGGGUGACCUGGGCGGGGCUCGAACGCUUCAGAAGAAGUGGACCACCUUUCUCAAGGCCCGGUUGUUGUGCUCGCUCCCUGAGCAGCAACUUCACUUCAACGAGAUCCAGGCGAUCUACACGUUGAACGAUAGCAGCUGGCAGGACACAGUGUUCUUCGGUGUCUUCCAGGCUCAGUGGGCUGAUCUGGACGUGUCUGCCGUGUGCCAGUACCGGAUCGGGGAUAUCCAGCGAGCAUUCGAUGGGCCGUACAAGGAGUACCGGGACCAGGCACAGAAGUGGGGACGAUACUCGGAUAAAGUGCCGAGCCCCAGGCCUGGAGCGUGCAUCACCAACAGCCACAGGGCCAGCGGGUACAACUCCUCCCUCGAGCUGCCAGACAACACCCUCAACUUUGCCAAGGAGCACCCGCUGAUGGACGAGCUAGUGCAGCCGGUAGGCCGCAGGCCACUGCUCAUACAGAAGGGGGUGAGGUACACGCAGAUGGUGGUGGAUCAGGUGGUGUCGUGGUCCGGCACGCACUAUACCGUGCUCUACAUCGGCACAGGAACGGGAUGGCUUCAGAAGGCCGUGAUGGUUGGCCCUCAGACCCACGUCAUCGAGGAGAUCCAGCUCUUUGGGGAGGAGCAGCCCGUGGAAAGCUUGGUCAUCUCCAAGAAGAAGAAGCUGCUGUUUGCCGGCUCCCACCACCAGGUGGUCCAAGUUCCGGUGGCCGAGUGUCGGAAGUACAAAGGCUGCGCGGAUUGCAUAAUGGCGAGGGAUCCACACUGCGCCUGGGCCAACCACGAGUGCGCAAGGAUCGACACCUUGACGAAGACCCUCACCGUGUACCAGGACGUGGAAUCUGCCAACGUUGACUUGUGCCCGAGGAUGGAACCUGUCAAAGCAGAUCCCAGGUCCAAGGCCGUUGCUGCGGUGACUGGCACUGCCAUCCUCAUGCCUUGCCCGCUCAUCUCCAACCUGGCUCUACCCAAGUGGCUCUUCAAGGGGCAAGACCUGGCCAGAUUUACCAGCGCCGGCUAUGAGAUUCGGCCCGGGGCCUUGCAGAUAUUGGACGUGGGCUCGCAGCACGGAGGGAGCUACCUGUGCUACUCCGAGGAGCGGCACGGGCGGGUCUUGGCGGGCAACUACUCCUUGGUGGUCUUCUCCAGCCAAGCCACGGCGCUGGAAAGCCGAUCGGCGGGCUUCAACCUGGGCUUGGUGUGGCUGGGCGUCUUGGUCCUGGGUGCCGUGGUCUUGGCCUGCCUGCUGGGGACGGUCAUCUACCUCAACCGCAAGCUGAAGGAGCAGCUGGAGAAGACGGCCGGGGCUCGGGAGACCACGGGCGCCAGGACGUGCGAGCGGCCGCUGCCCAAGGAGGUUCCCCGCGCCACCACCUUCAUCCCCAGCCAGACGUCCAGCUCGGACGAGAAGCUGUGGGAGGCACCAUCGUACUACUACUCGGACGGGUCGCUGAAGAUCGUGCCGGGCCACGCCGUGUGCCAGAACGGCAGGGGGUCACCCGCACCCAACGGCACCGCCAACGGCAUCCCCGGCCAGCCGCUGCCCACCGCCCUCCAGUCGCCCACCCGCCUGAAUCUGGCCAACAUCCGCGGGGCCAACACCAACGGCUACAUCCGCCUGCAGCUCGGAGACGAAACCGCCGACCCCUUCUCCGAGGAGCUGCGCAAGAAGCUGAAGCAGCGGCAGAUGCUGCCGGACGCCAACCCCGAGGAGUCGUCUGUGUGACCGGAGCUCACCGCUCCCCCCGUUCCACCGCCCCGGCUACCUCAGCUCCCUGUAAAUAGGCACGAGGAACCUAACACUGAGAAACCACCCCCUUGUAUAUACUUCACAAGAGACAGCUUUUUACAGGCAUUCGCAGAAACCUAAAGACAUACCAAGCUGGGUCCAGCCACGGGCUAUAUCCCUGCACUCCCACUCCCUCUAUAACUGUAGCUGAACUUUACCCAUUGUGAACGGGCAGAGAGACCACACACUGGCACGCACUUCCUCGUCAUUCCACACCUGCUCUGGAGCAAGAUGGCUGCCUGGCAAACAGUGUGAGCUGCCGUUGGAAUAGAGGGGGUACCACAGUGACGUCUGGCCCGGGGCUUCUCGUGUCACUUUGGGGGAACAGCUCACCUAUCUGAGUUGGCAACGUUGGCACUGGGGCAGGUGAUGCAGGGACACAUCCAUCCUUCGAUGUCGAGAGCAAUCUGAACAGGCGCCCUCUCCAACCACUGACACCUUCAACCAUACGGAGUGAAUUGACACCAGUGAACAAGAGUUGGGGCGUGUGGACUCCUCUCACCCGGAUGACCUACAACUUGUUACAGUCUUGCUGAUGAACAAAAUGGAGAAGCAAUCAGUGGUCCUCAUCAGCUUGGGGAGUAGACCGAGAAGUUGGGUGCCAUCUCUGUCAACCAUUGGACAUUUGAGGAAUGAUCUACUGGACAGGAAUCUACCAUGAGUUUGGGUGCUAUUGUAUAGAUUGACCCUGCCGUGUGUGUGGUGGCUGGGACCUGCUUCGCAAGCUGCUGUAAAAGUGGUCUACAAAGCCCCUGGUCUAUGGACUCUUAACAAUGGAGCACAUGUGUUGUGGAGAAUGAAUGGCCAGGCAGUGGCCAAGUGUUAGAUGUUGGUGUUGUACAUAACCAAGCCCAGUUACGUUAAAGCUGAACACACAGAGUCCUGGAGGAACUCAGUGGGUCAGGCAGCAUCUUUAGAGGGGAUCGGAUGGGUGAGGUUUCGGGUCAGGACCUUGAUUGCUGGAAAAGGGAAGUGGGGGUUCGGUCAAAGCCUGGAGAGUGAUGGGUGGAUACAGGGGAUAGGACAGGGGAUUGGGGGGGGGGGGGGGGGUUGGCAGAUGGGAGGAGUAAGUGACAAUGGAGACCGAGGUGGGUGGUAAAAAUGGAGAGAAGAUGAGUGAGAUGUAAAGCUGGAGGGAGGCAAACAGAUUGAAGGGGAUAGAGGGCGGGCAAGAGAGGUGAAGGCAGGAGAAUGAGGUUGGGGGGGAAAGAGAUAGAUCAGCCAUGGCGGAGUAGACAGAUGGGCCGAAUGGCCUCGUUCUGCUCCAGACGUUCUAGUUUCUCAACUUAUAAAAGGGAAAUAAUGGAAGAGACAGGGGUGGGAGAUGUUAGCAGGUGUAUUGUGAUGAAAUUGUCGGCAGUAUUGGAGUGGUCAUUUGGGCAAUUGCGUGGAGGAUGACCUGAUUUGCUUGGAAGUCUUACUGAGUCGGGAUUGACACGAAAUUCCUGUUCCGUUCGCACCAGCCAUGGGGAUAAUGCCUGACCCCUCUUCCACCUUGUGCUGACAAGACUUCAGUUGUACAUAAUAAUGGCGAGGGUGUGGGGAGAUGGGGUCACGGGAGGAGAUGGACCAGGGUGAGAGAAACCCAAGACCUAAUGGGAGAAGAAGGAACUCAGUUGCAGACAGGGACGGCCGGGAGAAAGGAACGCUGUACGUUAUUGAGUCGGUCAGAAUCAGUGUGAGGGCAAGAUUGGUGCGGAGGUCGGUUGAGGCUGGAGUUGGGGACGAUCAGCUCCUGGGUAUUUCUGCCUCAGGCUCUGCUGAGGAGAGGGAGAUUCUCACUCUGGCCAGGACACAAGGAAUCUGGGAGCGGGGAGGGGCGGGAAUGAGAGAGGAUACAGAGAGGGACUCUCUGCAAGAGAUGAGCAGUGAGCUGCCAGUGAGGGGGAGCGAUGCCAAGGAGAGGACAAGAUGGCUCGGUUGGCAAAGUUGGCGUUCGUUGGCACACGGUCACAGUGGCUUGCCCACGCCAACGUUCUCUUCAGAGAUAGACACAAAAUGCUGGAGUAACCCAGCGCGACAGGCAGCAUCUCUGGAGAGAAGGAAUGGGUGACGUUUCGGGUCGAGAA